CAAGGGCUCUUCUUCCUCAGAGAGACGACUCAACCCCACCUCAAGAACACCAAGCCAAACAUCCCAUUCCAUUCCACGGUGAGGCUGAGCGAUCUGACGAAUUCCAACACCAACAGCGGCGACAGGUUUGUUCUCUGAACUUCUCUGACCCUUUUUAGCAGCAGGAACACGAACACACAGUGAGAAACUGAGAGGUCUUGUUCAAGGAGGCAUUUCUUUUGGGAUUAUUAGAUCAAAAGAAGCGUUCUUGGGUGGGAUUUUUUAAAUUUCUUGGCUAUUCUCUCCUAGCUAGGAGGAACAGAGAUCCAGAGAACCUUUUUUCUCUCCUGGAUUCUUGUCUUCUUCUUUUUUCCUUCAUUUGCUUCGGUACGGUUAGAAAGGGUUCUUUUGCAAUACCCUUCUAGUUCGUCCGAUUUUUUCUUCUUUUCUUUGCACUACCCAAUUUCCUCCCCUUGUUUCCUCUGCUUUUAUUGAGGAACAAGAAAGCUCCUUUUUUUCCAUUCCAGUUUUAGUUCAACCUCAGAUCGCAUCAUCUUCCAGUCCAGUCCCCAUGGCCGCAGCUAUAGACAUGUACAAGUACAACAGCAGCAGCGCGCACCAGAUCGCCUCUGCUUCAGAUCAGCAGGAGCUCAUGAAAGCACUCGAACCUUUUAUCAGGAGUGCUUCUUCCAAUCCCUAUAGCUACAACUACUACCCUUCUCCUUCGUCUUCUUCUUCCUCCAUGACCCAAGAUUCUUCUUACAUCACCACCAACCCAUCGCCGUACGCCUCUUUCGCCACAUCCCCUGUUCCGACAACCACCGCCCUUCCGCCGCUGUACUCUUCGGCCGGGGUGAACGGGCCGAUCGGGCUGGCCCACCUGGGCCCGGCCCAGAUCCAGCAGAUCCAGGCCCAGUUUAUCGCACAGCAGCAGCAGAGGGGGAUGGGCCUGGCGGGCUCGUUCCUUGGGCCGCGGGGGACGACGCCGAUGAAGCAGUACUCCGGGUCGCCGCCGCUGGGGGCGCAGUCGAAGCUGUACCGCGGCGUGCGGCAGCGGCACUGGGGGAAGUGGGUGGCGGAGAUCCGGCUGCCGAAGAACCGGACGCGGCUGUGGCUCGGCACCUUCGACGCCGCCGAGGACGCCGCGCUCGCCUACGACAAGGCCGCCUUCCGCCUCCGCGGCGACCAGGCGCGCCUCAACUUCCCGGCGCUCCGCCGCGGCGGCGCACACCUCGCCGGCCCGCUCCACGCCUCCGUCGACGCCAAGCUCACCGCCAUCUGCCAGUCGCUCCAGAACCCGGCCGCGGCGGAGCCGGAGUCGCCCAAGUGCUCGGCGGCGUCCGCGUCCACGGAGGGGGACAACGAUUCCGCGUCGGCGUCCGCUGCCGGGUCGCCCGGGGCGCCGGUGCCGGGGAUGGAGAAGCUGGACUUCACGGAGGCGCCGUGGGACGAGUCCGAGACCUUCCACCUGCGCAAGUACCCCUCCGUCGAGAUCGACUGGGACUCCAUCCUCUCCUGAACAAGAACAAGCAAGCAAGGGUUACUCGGCUUCAUGUAGCUAUGUAAUUUACUUUCGAUCGAUCCAAUUGGCGGCUGCUCUGGCUCGACGGCAUUUUAGACGUCGGCCAUGGCAGCUGCAAUUAGCAGGUAGUAGCAGCUAGCUCGUACUAGUAGCCAGUGUUGUUUACUGCAACCUCGUGUACGUACGUAGUACAGAUCUCCUGGUUGAUCCGCCGGCUGUUUUUUCACGGCGAGUCCAGUCGAGACGUGUAACCCAUGGUUUAAUUUACCCGUUGAUGAAAUUUCAGCACUAUGUAUCUAUAGCUUCUGUCUGUAACUACACAUGCAUGUAUUUCAGAGUGAUGAUGUGGUUAAUUAUGAUUUAUGAACUUAUGAUG
Messenger RNA from Brachypodium distachyon (stiff brome), 1877 nucleotides. RefSeq names its product ethylene-responsive transcription factor RAP2-4. Gene Ontology annotation, molecular function: DNA-binding transcription factor activity; DNA binding. Gene Ontology annotation, biological process: regulation of DNA-templated transcription. The coding region runs from base 551 to 1498 and encodes 315 amino acids. The record is from RefSeq and is a predicted model, not a curated record. NCBI's taxonomy places the organism in Eukaryota, Viridiplantae, Streptophyta, Magnoliopsida, Poales, Poaceae. The transcript has a single exon.